Cornus florida is the source of this 1651-nucleotide messenger RNA. RefSeq lists its product as uncharacterized. Lineage: Eukaryota; Viridiplantae; Streptophyta; Magnoliopsida; Cornales; Cornaceae. The coding region runs from base 223 to 1308 and encodes 361 amino acids. The record is from RefSeq and is a predicted model, not a curated record. The transcript has 3 exons.
UUUGGUAGACACCCAACAUUCAAAUUUUCCACAACAUGCCGUGUAUACAAUUCCACCGUGAUACUGGAGCAGCCUCAAACUUCAGGGUAAUUGCGUGAUCAUCCUACUCUCUCUCUCUCUAAAACUCUCUGUUUCUCUAAAACUCUCUCUCUACAAAAUAGUUCUUACAUCAAUUUUAUCUCUCCCUGCUGUAUAGCGAGAGAGAUUAUCAAAGUAUCAAAAAUGGAUUACAACAAGAACAACUUUACCAACAUCGCCGUUCUCUCCAUCCUCUUCGCCGCCGUUGUUUAUCUCUGUUUCUGGUCUUCCACCUCCUCCAACUACUCUUUCUUCUUCACUCGAAACCAGCCAUGCCCCUCACAAUCAGAUACUUUACAGGGUGUGACAAAAGAUGAGCUUGACGUGGUAUUGGAGGAAGCAUCGAUGUCCAACAAGACUGUUGUGAUUGCUGUAGUGAACAGAGCGUACGCGGAAGAACAAAACGGCGGCGUUUACAUGACGAUGUUGGAUCUUUUUCUGGAGAGUUUUUGGGUAGGAGAAGAGACGAGGGGAUUGCUUGAUCAUCUGUUGGUGGUGGCCGUGGAUCAGACGGCGUACGAUCGGUGCAUAUUCCGUGGGUUGCACUGUUAUAGGCUGGUGACGGACGGUGUGGAUUUCACGGGAGAGAAGCUUUACAUGUCAGAUGAGUUCAUCAAGAUGAUGUGGAGAAGAACUCGGUUUCUAUUGGAUGUGCUCAAUCGCGGCUACAACUUCAUCUUCACGGACACUGAUGUAAUGUGGCUAAGGAAUCCAUUUGAAAGGCUAAGCAAGAACGAAACAGAGGACAUACAGAUGAGCACGGACGACUUCAACGGCGAUGCAUGGUCGGAAGCCAACUUCAUCAACACUGGUUUUUACUACGUGAGAUCAAACAAUAGGACCAUCUCGUUGUUUCAGAAAUGGUAUGACAUGAAGGACAACUCUACAGGGAUGAAAGAGCAAGAUGUUUUGGCCAGAUUGAUACACGAUGGUGUGCUAAGACAAUUAGGCCUCAAAGUGAGGUUCUUGGACACCCUCUAUUUUAGUGGUUUUUGCAAAGAUAGUAGAGAUAUAACCGCGGUGACAACCGUCCACGCGAAUUGCUGCCGGAGUAUUAGCGCGAAGGUGACGGAUUUGGCGGCCGUUCUUCGCGAUUGGAAGAAGUUCAGAAGGUUAGUGGCUAGGUACCCUAGGGCUGCUGCUAAUGCAACACUGAACUUCCAGUGGUCCAAGCACAUUGGUUGUUUCAAAUCAUGGAGAGUUCCUACUAAUAGUCCUACUUUAGGGUAGGGAUGGUUGAUCAAUGCUUGAUUGUCCAAGCACAUUGGUUGUAGCAAUUCAUGGAGAGCUUUUAAUAAUAGUUUAGGGUAGGGAUGGUUGAUCAAUCUUUGAUUGUCAAUAUUUUUUUUUUUUUUUUUUUUUUUUUUUUUUUUUUUAUGGUAAAAAUAUCAAGGGUUAUUGAUUAGUUGUCAGAGACACGAUAAACAAUCCAACAACUUCAACAACACGACACUUACCAUACUUUUGAUAAUCAAUUCAGAUUUCAUAGAAUAAACGUUUGAACAAUUUAGAAUAUAAUACUUAAUUAGUGUAUUCAAUUUCCCGCAAAGUAAACAUUUUGUAGUGUUUUGCA